AUGCGAUUGGCGGUGGCAGCCGGCGCCGUGGCAGCGCUGUUGCCUUUGGCGGCAGCGCAGCUCUCGUUCUGGCACCUGCUGGCUAACCGUGGCGGGGCCAGGCUACGCGACCCGUACGAAGCACUGGACGCUCUGUCCCGCGUCGGAUAUUCGGCCUUGGUGGAUCCUGACGAGGAAGGCAGUGGUUCGGACAGUCCGCUGGACACGAAGCAGGCCCUUGAGUACGUCGCCAAGCUUGGAUGGUCUGACGUAAAUAUUGCCGCGGUUACGGAGACCUUCAGUACGGGCAUAACGACGCCGGAGACGUGCGCCACCUGCGAAUACUUCAUGGGCGUGCUGAAAAAUAAUUCCGGAAGGUUCUCAAUGACCGUCCUGGUUGCCUUUCUGUGGACUGUGUGCUAUAUCCAGUCCUACACCACGACUGAAGUGUGCACGGGCAUCGUCAGAGCCUACAAGGACGACGUCGGUUACGUGAUGAGAACCACGAGGUCCUCGCCAAACGAGAUGUGCACGCUCAUGUUCGGCAGAACGUGCGGAAACCUGACGUUGCCCGAACACGUGUGGGAGAUCGUCGUGCCCGAAAAGUCCACCUCCAACAGGCCAGCACCCGAAGAGAGAGCACAGUCAAGAGACGAGCCGGGGUCGUCAUUCCGCGUGCUACAGCUGUCGGACACGCACUACGACCCGGAGUACAUCGAAGGGAGCCUGGCAGCCUGCGACGAGCCCCUGUGCUGCCGGCCAGCUUCUGGAGAAGUGCAAAACGACACCGACCGCGCGGGACGCUGGGGUGACUUGCGCAACUGCGACCUACCCUUCCGCACGCUGGACAACAUGCUCGUGCACAUCGGAAGUCAGGGACGCCAGAGCGGCGGCGCACUGCUUUUUUUUUAUGAGGCUGAGUUCGCCUACUGGACCGGCGACCUCCCACCGCACGACGUGUGGAAGAUAACGCGGGCGGCCAACUUCGAGAACUUCGAGACGACCGUCACGACCAUCGCCAAGCGGCUACCGGGCAUCACGGUCUACCCGGUUGUCGGAAACCAUGAAGCUGUUCCCCCGAACAUGUUCCCUGAGACCGACCACAGCGACGCAAAGGUCGCCGAGAAGUCGCAGUGGGUGUACGACACCCUAGCCGAAGAUUGGAAGGUCUGGCUUCCAGAAGACGCUCUGGCCACCGUCAGACGUGCUGGAUACUACGUCACAAAGCCAAGGGAAGGCCUUCGAUUGAUAUCGCUCAACACAAACUUCUGCUACAAUUUCAACUUCUGGCUUUUCGUGAAUUCGACCGACCCUGGAAACCAGCUGCAUUGGCUGGUGGACGAGCUGCUUGAUGCCGAAGGCGUUGGCGAUAAGGUUCAUCUGAUCGGGCACAUACCUCCCGGCUUGCCUGACUGCCUCGACACUUGGAGCGCCAUGUUUCACAGAAUCGUCGAAAGGUUUUCGGACACAGUGGUCGGACAGUUCUACGGACACACGCAUUACGACGAGGCGAUCGUGUACUACUCGUCCGCCGACCGGUCGCGGCCUUUCGGACUCGCUUUCGUCGCUCCAAGCGUCACCACGUACAGCUUUCUCAACCCCGCUUACCGGAUGUACGACGUCGACUCGGAAUCCAAGCUCGUGACGAGACACGAGACGUACUCCAUGAACGUGACCGAGGCGAACCAAGAUGGCGGAGAACCGCACUGGAGACUGGAGUAUAGCACCGAGGAUCUAGGUCUGGCGCAAGCUGGCCACGAGGACUGGGCCGCGCUCAUCGAUGCCAUGGAUACUGACCAGGCCCGGUUCAUCCAAUUCGUUCGGUACACAACUCGCCUCGACGACGAGGAUACCAGGUGCGACGACGCGUGUCGCGAGCGACUGCUGUGCCGCUGGAGAACGGACAGGGCGCACGACUACUCGGCCUGUCCUCGAGACCCCACGGCCGACAGGAACAACACUACCGGGAGUAAAGAGAAGCAUUCGUAA
This is a messenger RNA of Rhipicephalus sanguineus (brown dog tick), 1968 nucleotides long. Its product is annotated as sphingomyelin phosphodiesterase. Gene Ontology annotation, cellular component: lysosome. Lineage: Eukaryota; Metazoa; Arthropoda; Arachnida; Ixodida; Ixodidae. Gene Ontology annotation, biological process: ceramide biosynthetic process; sphingomyelin catabolic process. Gene Ontology annotation, molecular function: acid sphingomyelin phosphodiesterase activity. The record is from RefSeq and is a predicted model, not a curated record. The transcript has 12 exons. Bases 1 to 1968 code for a protein of 655 amino acids.